Molecule: messenger RNA, 1575 nt
Organism: Leptosia nina
Lineage: Eukaryota; Metazoa; Arthropoda; Insecta; Lepidoptera; Pieridae
Source: the annotation of a GenBank genome assembly
AUGAACAGGACAAGUGCGACACUGAUGCUGCAGACCAUUAUGGUGUUGAUGGAAAAGCAGAAUACCACAGAUGUCACACACUACCCGAGCACCUUUUAUGAAGAAGAGAUUGAGCGCUGCUAUGAACCUUAUGGAUGUUUCUCGAAAGCCUAUCCAUGGACGGAACAUCGGCCAGACAAUAACUUUCCAAUUUCUCCGGAGGCUUUGGGCGUCAGGUUUGCAGUGUUCACGAGACGAAAUAGAAAAAUCCCAGUGUUACUACAAGCUAAGGAUGAAGAGAAAAUACGAAAUGCUAAUAUAGAUCCUAGAGGGCCGUUUUAUUUUAUAACGCACGGAUUUCUUGAUGGAGGGCAUAAAGUUUGGAUACAGAACAUAGCAGACGCGCUAUUAAAUUUAGAAGGUAACGAUGCAGCAACAGUGACCAUAGUGGAUUGGCGACGAGGCUCGCAGCCACCAUAUGGUCAGGCUGUAGCUAAUAUUCGAUUAGUGGGAGUCAUCACUGCUCAUCUAAUGCAUGCGUUUUAUAAGGAGCUAAAUUUGCCGAACCUAAACAAUUUUCAUUUCAUUGGUCACUCACUCGGUUCGCAUUUGGCUGGUUAUUGUGGACAUGAAUUGCAAAAAAAAUUCAAUCUUAAGCUCGGAAGGAUUACUGGAAUGGACCCGGCGGCGCCAUAUUUCAGUAACACGGUGACGCUAGUUCGGCUUGACCGUUCUGAUGCUGAAUACGUGGACAUUAUACAUAGUAACGCCAUGCCACUUUAUUUUUCUGGGUUCGGUAUGACAGAGUCGAUCGGUCACGUGGAUUUCUAUCCCAACGGUGGGUCGACCCAGCCCGGCUGUAAGAAUGAAGGUUCCGCUUACCAAGGUGGUGGUGACAUGUACCAGUCUAUCGUUAAGUAUGUGGCCUGCAAUCACGAGAGGAGUCACGACUUCUUUGUAGAAAGCAUAGCUCCUACCUGUCCGUUUAUGGCUAUACAGUGUAGCUCUUACGAGGCAUUCCUGGAUGGCAAUUGUACAACUUGUGACAACAAGCACCUGUGUAUUCCCAUGGGCUUCCACUCUCACAAUGUUUAUAAACGGCUGCAAAUGGGCGGUUUAGUGGAUACAAACUCUAAUGUCGCCCUCUAUGCCCAAACUGGUAGCGCGAAACCAUAUUGCAGAGUCCAUUUUGAGGUGAAACUAAAAGUAUCGAAUUCAACGGAAAGCCAAGUCCACGGACCAGACAUUGGGAAAGUCAUGAUUACUUUAAUUGAUAGGAACAAUAAUAAAAGUGAUCACAAAUUCUUAAGUGAAGAGCAAAAGUACUACAGGCCCGGUGAUGUAGAAACAAAACUAAUAGCAUUCAAGGACACGGGACACCCUCCCCUAUCAGUAAAAGUGGAAUGGAAGUACGAAGCCAAUAUAUUAAUCCCGAUGACUUGGCGGUUACUCAAAUCUUCAAGUCUAUACAUUGAGUACAUAAAGAUCUCUUCAAUCGAAUAUAAUACUGAUAUUACUGUAUGUCCAAAGCUAAGAAAACCAGUGGUUGCCAACCUUCCUACAAUCAUGAAGACAAAAUAUUGUAUACACAAUUAG